AUUGCUUAUAUACCAUUUAUUGAACGCACGUUUUAAAUUAAAGAGGGAUUUGUAAAAUUAGCGGAAAGCUAUCAUUUCGGGAUAUAGACAAUGUAUAUGGUAACCUGCUUUGAUUCCAAAGUUAGGAAGAUUAUAUUGUUUGUAAGCACAUGAAGGGAAUAAAAAAGUAAACAUGAAGCUUGUUACGAAUCAGGCACAAAACAUUUUUUGAAAGUCAUAAGCCACCGGGUUAUUAUUCAGGCUGUCCAUAUCAAAAGUAAAUUGAAAAUAGUCUUAUGUAUAAUGUUAAAAUUUUACUACAUUAAGUUCUCUUUUAUAUAUAUAUAUUUUGUUUCUUUUUCUUUUUUUUUAAAGACAAUUCACGGUAUAGGUUCCGUAAAGAAGGAGCAGCAGGAGAUUGAACACACAUAAGCCUGAAAAAUAUACAGUCCAAUUUUCUGUAACAUCAUUGUAAUAUAUCAAUGUUCAUAUAAUCGUGAAAUGUCGUGACAUGUUACAAUUAAGCAACAAUUUUCAAUCUUUGUGUGUAAAUCUGCUGCCAACUCUUUAGUGUCUGAACAUUAAGACAGCUUCUGGAUGAUUUCUCAAAGGUUGCUUCACAUUACACUUUUCCGUUCCCUCUUGCAAUGACACGUAUACACUUCAAAGAUUACUAGGUCAAAACGAACAACUCAUACGUAUUUUGUCUACUCUGUGACACACUACUAUCUACAGAAGGGAAAUUGUCUCCUAGUAAUUCUUCCACUGUAAAGCGAAGUCUUCCCCGUCAGUGUUUACACUGCUUGAUGAAAGAAAACCGAAACUUCUUACUUGAUAUUUAAUGUGUCCUGGAUGAGGAGAAGGUUAGUCAAGGGAAAAGCGUUCAAAGCAGUGUGUUAAACUAGAAAACAUAUUUUUCUUUAUUACUGAUAUGCAAACUGUACGCUUAAGAGCAUAGAAACUCUUUAAUGAAAAGAACCAAACAGGAUGCUGCAGCAAGUCUACUCUAUACCUUGUUUUACAGUCGCAUUGCUUGUUUGUCAAGCGAUAAUUUACUCAAAGCAAGAAAAAUGUGCAGUCUUGGAGUUCUACCAUUUAAACGAGAGCGCUUUGUCGGUCUCGGAAAACCGUUCUGCCAAUGUGACAUUCGGAAUGAACAUUUCAGCCUGUAGUCAUUCUAAUACACCCUACAAGGUGAAGGUUUACACAAGAACAAGAAGUGGAAGUCUGGAGUAUGAUGGCACGGUAACCUACCUGAGAGACACCUGCACUCCCACACCAAACACUUCGGUUCGCUGCAUCACUCCCACCGGACCUGCGGAGUUGUACAGGAAAGUGAACAGAACUCACGUAGCGGUGGAGUGGAACUGGUUGUGGAAAGACAUCCGGUUUAGUAAUUUUACAGCCAUGCAACAGGAGUUACAACUAAUUGUCACGUACCCAUCCAGUGUCACAAGCUUAAUAGUAAAUGGACAAGACGUCAAUGGGUAUCAUUUUAUUAACGAGUACCAGGAGGUGAACAUUUCCUGUUUAUUCGACCAAGGAAACCCUCCCGUCAACUUUCGUCUACUGGACGAACACGGGGCAGAAUUGAAGUCUUUUAUGGACGAACAACAUCUCGUUCUUUCACUUACAGCUCGAUGUAAAGAAGACUGGCCAACUGUCAGAUGUGAAGGAAACUCAUCGAAAAAGAAUAUAUCAGUGUCCUUUCUCGUCAAUUGUCCUCCCCAAUUCAUGGGAGAACAUCCACAAGUCACAGCUAGUGCUGAACAUGAACGUUGGACAGUGAAAGUCAAGGCUCACACCACAGAAAUCGAGAAAUGUCUGGUGAUGCCCUUGUCAUUAGGAGGCAAUAAGAAUAUAGAUGUUAACUGCAGUCUGACUGGUAUCCCCCCUCACCUGCUCUUGACUGUCCUCGUUAAUAAUGACGACAGUGCAAAAGGAAUCCAGUGGGCAAUAAGUGUUCGCAACGAAAAAGGAUCUUCAGAAACAUUAGUCUUCAAUAAACAUUUAGGUGAGUAUGAUUCGCAUCUGACACACUCCUGAGUAUGCAGCACAUUGCUAUCAAGAGGUAAAAACAAGUAGAAAACUAAAUGCUUAAAAUAGUGUUUUAGUAGUUAAAGUGAACAAUACCUAAUAAUAUAUUUUUUUCCAUCUGACCAUUCAGAAUAACCUUUUAUUAUAAAACUACGAUACCUCUCACUUUUAGUAAAAGAUGCGGGAGUUUAUAUUUAUGUUUCCGUACAGUGUUCCGUGACAAGAAGCAACAAUCUAUAAGAGCUCCAUAAACUAUUGUUCAAAUCUCAAGCCGUACGGGAAACGUGUGGAAGUUUCGCGAACCUGUUCACACUACGGGAAUCUAUCGCGGUAUCAGCAACCGUUUCUUCCGAUCCCGAUUUGCAUUUUCUUUACGAUGAAAUAAACACAACACUGAUCCAAACUUU
Pomacea canaliculata is the source of this 2423-nucleotide messenger RNA. RefSeq lists its product as uncharacterized. NCBI's taxonomy places the organism in Eukaryota, Metazoa, Mollusca, Gastropoda, Architaenioglossa, Ampullariidae. The transcript has 4 exons. The record is from RefSeq and is a predicted model, not a curated record. The coding region runs from base 967 to 2025 and encodes 352 amino acids.